Messenger RNA from Glarea lozoyensis ATCC 20868, 1704 nucleotides. RefSeq names its product Glucocorticoid receptor-like (DNA-binding). The transcript is spliced from 3 exons. Bases 1 to 1704 code for a protein of 567 amino acids. Gene Ontology annotation, molecular function: DNA-binding transcription factor activity, RNA polymerase II-specific; zinc ion binding; RNA polymerase II cis-regulatory region sequence-specific DNA binding. The record is from RefSeq and is a predicted model, not a curated record. Gene Ontology annotation, biological process: positive regulation of transcription by RNA polymerase II; negative regulation of transcription by RNA polymerase II. Lineage: Eukaryota; Fungi; Ascomycota; Leotiomycetes; Helotiales; Helotiaceae.
AUGAGCAACAAACAUUCGGCAACGCCACAGCGGCGCAAAGAUACUUUUCACGUUCGUACUGUUCUACCUUCCAAAGAGCCAUCGAAGGAGGAUCUCGAAUUAGCCCAGCAUCUGAUAGGCCAUGCUCAGGGAAUAAGAGGCGAUCCUAACGCGCAAGAUGGAGAAACUUCGAGGAGUACACCUUCGCCAGCAUAUGAUGCUUCGACCCCAGGGUCAACCAGUCCGUCCGUCCAGCGGCUACGAGAGAUUGCUUCGAGAUCUAGCUCGCUAGAAAGAAGUCAGCAAGAUUCAGCUCAGUCUCAUCAACGGGCUCAGUCCAUUCAGUCCGAUGCUGUUCCGGCAGGUCAAGUUUGCAGUAAUUGUGGCACAAGCCGAACACCACUAUGGCGACGGUCGCCCCAAGGAGCUACAAUCUGCAAUGCGUGUGGUCUCUAUUUGAAAGCCCGCAACGCUGCUAGACCUACCAAGCCUAGAACUCACUCCUCAACUGCGACUCCUAUCGCUCAACGAACUCCAGAACCAAGAGCUUCGCCAAGUAGUGUUGCGCCAAGCCAUACUGCGACUGGAGCAACCUACGUUGCUGCAGAUCAGACUUCCAAUGGAUCAUGUCCUGGUGGUGGAAGAUGCAAUGGAACUGGCGGAGCAGAAGGAUGCAGUGGCUGUCCUGCGUUUAAUAAUAGGGUCUCCAAAAGUGCACACUUCACAUCAUCACAGAAUCGCCAAGCUGCUGCGUCUGCUGCCGACUCGCAAAGCGAUCAUCCAACGGAUGCGCCGUCGCCCAUUGACGUUGCAGCUCUCAGCAUUCAGUCUCAGAAUACAACAGUCGUCGUAGCCUGCCAAAACUGUGGCACUACGAUUACGCCACUAUGGCGCAGAGACGCAAGUGGCCACACGAUUUGCAAUGCUUGUGGUCUUUACUACAAAUUGCAUGGUGUCCAUAGACCUGUCGCAAUGAAGAAAUCCGUCAUCAAGCGGCGCAAGAGGGUUGUACCAGCUGGAAAAGAUGGGCAAACCUCAGAAAUUGACGUUGCAAGUAACAUGGAGUCCCCAGAAUCAGAUCACCCAUCGCCGGAAAGCCAAGAAACCCGUGGCACUCCCAACCCUGAUGGGUCGAUAAACCUUGGGUUCCGAUCUCGUAACGAAGUUCGCACACAGCUACCUCAGCCUACCUCAAUAGCGAGAGGUGGGAACGAUCUCACGGCUUAUGCCUCAAUCUCGAACUCGAGUAGUUCAUUCGAACACCCUGACUCGUUGAGCAACGAAAAUAGACUUCCACCGAUGGCGGCGUAUCCGUCACCUAAGCCGGGUCGACUUUCCCUGUCACCUAAUACAUUUCUAUCGCCUUCACACAAACGGUCUUUCUCUACCUUAGAGACAGAACAACAAGACACCACAAACCUUGAUCCUAACGCUCAGCCCAAACGUUUGUCAUCUAUAAAAUCGAUACUCAAUCCUGGCAGUUCGGACUACCUAGACGCAGGAGGCAGUGGAGGAUCGGAUCGGCUAAGUCCAAAUCGAUAUUCCGCGUUGAACAGCCCUAGCUACGGAGUCAGUCCUGCAAACAGCGGAGAAGGCAGUCACGAAGCUACUAGUGAUGGGGAGAGGAAGAAGUUGGAAAGAAGGGAGUUACUGCAGCGGGAGGCUGAGAGGAUGAGAGAAGCCCUCAAGGCUAAAGAAAGGGAAUUGGAGGAAAUGGAAGAGUAA